Messenger RNA from Macrosiphum euphorbiae (potato aphid), 4605 nucleotides. The record is from the annotation of a GenBank genome assembly. NCBI's taxonomy places the organism in Eukaryota, Metazoa, Arthropoda, Insecta, Hemiptera, Aphididae.
AUGCCGAACAACGAACAUAACGUCCAUGGAGAUCAACCGAGUUCACAAGAGUCACGUGUUUCGUGCAACGAAAAGCUGGAUACAGGGAGUACUCAUAACCUACAAAAACUACGAAAUGAAGAAUCGAACAAAAACGUUGAACACAAUUAUGCCGCCAAAAGUAAUGACCGAACACCCGAGGAUGAAACAGUGUUACCAACCCAGUCCGUAACUACAAGUACUAGUGGUUUAGAUCCGAUGAUAAAGGCACUACUGGAACAAAAUCAAGCAUUGAUAAACGGUUUGUUUAUAAACGAGAGAUAUCGAGAUCGAUCGUCAACAUCGUCGGAAAGUUCGGAAUAUCUUGUUAUGCCAAAUUUUCUCAACACGUUGCCGGAAUUCGAUGGUCGAAGUAAUAGUCAAACCGCGGAAGAUUGGUUGGCAGCAAUCGAAGGUGUCGCUAAACUACAUCGAUGGCCCGACGCGUUCAAAAUUGAAAGUGCGCGCUCGCGAAUGAUCGGACCAGCGAACAAUUGGUUUACCGGUAGGAAAUUUACAAAUUGGGACGAAUUCGUAUUUCAGUUUAAACGUACAUUUGUCGGUUCGAAACUGAAUAUAGUCGAACGUAUGAAAAACAUGCUGAAACGAGUACAAAGUGAAUCGGAAACGGUAGCCGAUUAUUUUCAUCAUAAAGCUAGAUUAUGUCGUGAAUUAGAAUUGCCGUUUGAUGAGACGAAGCAGCAAAUUGUCGCCGGAUUAAGGUCGCGAGACUUAUGUUACUAUUUGUUAGCUCGACAUCACAUUGAUGAAGAUAACUUGUGUUACGAUUUAACGUCGUUUACUCAGAUUAGUGACGCCCGUUCACAGUAUUUUAAAAAAGAUAAGCCACAACGUCCAAAUACCAAUGAAGUAAGUCACGUUACGUCCAGUACAACCAAGUCUCAAAUGCCUACUGCAUCCAAGGACACUAACCGUAAGACAUUUACCAAAUUACCGCCGCGCAAUGACAAAGACGAGCCACUCUGUUUCAACUGCUCUACAUAUGGACAUGUAUCAAGGUACUGCACAAAACCAAAAAAAGCGAAGUGCGAAAAAUGUGGGAAAUAUGGUCAUGAAAAAAACGCUUGUUUUACGAAUACCCAAGUUGUGUCGUUAGUAAGUUCAACACCAAACACAAUCAAUGAAAAGUAUUUUUUUGAUGUUUUAGUUAAUGAAAAACCAGUACGAGCGUACGUAGAUACUGGAAGUCAACUAUGUCUAAUGCGAAAGAGUGACGCUAUAACAAUGGGAUUAUCGAUCGAGUCAAUACCAAAUACAGUUGAAAUCCGAGGCUACGGUGAUGGUAGAUUGGUGCCUAUAGGCGUUGUCACAGUCAAAUUACGAGUGGACUGCGCUACUUCUCAAGUACCAAUUUAUAUCGUUUCAGAUGACGCACAGACCAUAGCACUUAUAGUUGGACAACCAUUCACCGAACAAUCGCAUGUUGUACUAGUCAAACGUGGAGACAUUUUACGUAUAUACGAAGACACUAAAGAAGGCAACGACGUAUUUGAUAUGGAUAUCCCAGAAUUGCCACCAAGAGUAAUUAGUUUGUGGGCAAAACAAACAGAAGUAAUUUCACCGAAGCAUGUUGGAGUGAUUGAGGUACAGUCGGAUAACAAAUCAUUAGAUUUAUUUGUUAACGCACAAAUAAGAGAUGACCGCUGUAUUCCAAGUUGUGUAAUAACUACUGAUGACCAGGGUAAGGCACGAUUGCCUAUUAUCAAUCUUUCAACGUCAGACGUCCAUGUAAAAGAAAAUGAGAGAAUAAGCAGAGCUAUAUUAUGUACGGAGAUUGCAGAAACCCAGUGCGAAAAAUCAGACUUUGAUGUAGAGUCCAUUAAACAUGGUGACCAACUAACAACUGAAGAACAACUGGCAUUACAGACACUCAUAAUCAAAUAUCGAAACUGUUUUGCCACCCAAAUGAGUGAAUUGGGCAAAGUCAAAAGUACUGAAUGUAAUAUAAUAACUGUUACCAACAAACCAGUUACUUUCCGUCCUUAUCGGUUGAGCGAAUCAGAACGAAGAACAGUGAGAGAAAUGGUUGAAGACUUGAAGGGAUGCGGUAUAAUAACAGAUUCCAAUUCCCCAUAUGCAUCUCCGAUCCUAUUGGUCAAAAAGAAAGACGGCGGAAGUAGAUUCUGUGUGGAUUAUCGGGCACUGAACAAAAUAACGGUGAAGGACCGCUAUCCAUUACCUUUGAUAGAAGAACAAAUUGACCGCUUAGCAGGUAUGAAAUUAUAUACUAAUCUAGACAUGUUUUCCGGUUAUUACCAGAUACCAAUGAGCAAAGACGCCAGGGAGAAGACUUCAUUCAUAACACCGGAUGGUCAAUAUGAAUUCACACGAAUGCCAUUUGGUAUAGCAAACGGACCAUCUGUGUACCAACGCAUGAUCAAUCAAGUUUUGGGACCUCUGCGAUUUACAAUUGCUAUGGUGUUCAUGGACGAUGUUCUGAUUCCUAGUCGCACAGUAGAAGACGGGUUGUACAAUUUAGAAACCAUUUCAGAAGGCUCAAUAGCACCAAGUAAACGCAAGAUCGAAGCAGUGAUGAACUUUCCCAGACCACGGGAUGUACACAAUGUGCGACAAUACUUAGGCCUGACUGGUUACUUUCGGCGAUAUGUUCAAGGAUAUGCACAAAUUACUAAACCCCUUACGUCAUUACUGCAUAAGGAUACUCCUUGGGAAUGGACUGAGGACCAAGAUGCUGCGUUUGAAAAAUUAAAAUCAAUUCUUACAAAUAAACCUAUAUUAAAACUGUAUGACCCGCUAUCUGAGACGGAAGUACACUGUGAUGCUUCUCAAUUGGGCUUGGGAGCAAUACUUUUGCAAAAGGAUGAACGAGCGUCGAUGCAUCCAGUUGCAUAUGCGAGCCGCCAAACAACGGCAGAAGAAUCGCGUUAUCACUCUACUGAACUAGAGACUCUGGCUGUAGUUUGGUCUUUACAAAAGUUCCGCACUUACUUAAUAGGGAAAAAGUUUAAAGUGAUUACAGAUUGUGCAGCUGUCAGAUGGACGUUCUGCAAGAAAAACAUUGUACCAAGAAUUGGAAGAUGGUGGUUGCAGAUCAUGGACUAUGACUUUGAAGUAGAACACCGAGCAGGGGAUAAGAUGGACCAUGUGGAUGCCCUUUCAAGGAACCCAAACGCUGAAGAAAAAUCAAUUUUAGAAGAAACAGAAAUAUUUCAUGUAUUGUUAAAUACUAUGGACAAUGAUGACUGGUUAACACUUGCUCAAAGACAUGACAACAAAUUGAAUGAAAUCAUAAGAAUUGUAGGGAUUGGAGGAGAGCAGGUAUUGAACAAAGCUGAAAGAAAAAUUCAAGAAGAAUAUAGUGUUGUUGACGGGAGACUAUACCGUAGGAACAAUGAUAAACUUUUAUGGGUAGUACCAAAACGAGCAAGAAGUCAAAUAACGAGGCUGUGUCAUAAUAAUGUAGGACAUCCAGCUGUAGAGAACACAUUGGAAAGAUUGCGACGCCACUAUUGGUUUCCCUAUAUGAAACGAUAUGUAAAAGGGUUUGUUGGAUCAUGCUUAGACUGUUUAUACAAUAAAGUACCAGGUGGACAACGUCAAGGUAAACUUCAUGCAAUUGAUAAGAUAGGUGUGCCAUUCCAUACAGUACAUGUGGAUCACUUGGGACCUUUUAUAAAAGGUAAACUUAACAAUGUAUAUCUGUUUGUAUUAGUCGAUGGGUUUACAAAGUUUUCAAUUUUAAGACCAACUAAAAAUGUUAAGAGCAGCACUACCACCAAGUUGAUGGAGGACAUCAUAGCUAUAUUUGGGCCCAUGGUAAGGAUAGUCAGUGAUCGCGGUACAGCUUUCACCGGAAAAGAAUUUGAACAAAUGUGCAAAGCCAGGAACAUUAUUCAUGUGAGGAACGCAACUGCUACACCUAGAGCCAAUGGACAGUGUGAGAGACUUAAUAGGACAAUUUUAUCAAUGUUGACUACCACCUGCAAGGAAGAAGAUGAUUGGGACAAAGUUAUAGGAAGAAUUCAAUGGAGCAUUAAUAAUGCAUUUAAUAAAGCAACAAAAUCGACUCCGUUCACACUAAUGUUUGGAUUUAUUCCAAGGACCUAUGAUGGUGAUGCAGUUCAAGAUGAAGUACUGUCAACUCAAAACAACGCAUGUGACAUUUUACAAUUAAGAGCUCGAGCGCUAGAGUCAAUAGUUGCAGAGCAAAAGAAAAUGCAGGACUACCACAAUCAAGGGCGAAUUAAGGUUCCUACAUUUACCACAGGUGACUUAGUGAUGAUACAGCGUCAGACAACAGGACAACCAGGAGAGUCAAAGAAAAUGUUGGUGAAAUACAAGGGUCCCUAUGUAAUCACAGAAGUCCUACCUAAUGACCGUUUCAGGGUACAAGAUUUACCAGAGAUUCAAAGAACCCAAAGAUUCUACGAAGGAGUGGUAGCCUUAGAUCAGAUGAAGAUGUACAUGAACUCUGGAUCUGACUCAUGCGAAGAAGAGGAAGAUAGUAACCAGGAAGAUGAAGAAAUGGAGAAGGAAGAGGACAAGACUGAUCAACGACCCAUUCGAGUCAGGCGAAAGCCAAACAAAUUUGAAGACUUUGUAUAA